AUGAAGAAACUCUUUCUGCGGAAGGGAAAACCCCUCAAUAAACUCCGACCUACACCAAUGAAGAAAUGGAAUAGUGAAAUCACCGAUCAACUAGUGCCAGAACAAAUUGAUUCAGAUGUCAGCUCGGAAGGAGAUUCAGAGCCAAGUGAAGAAGACAGUGGUGACAAUGGCGGCAGUGGAGAUGAUGAAAAUGAUGGAAGAGAUGAAGAAAACAACAGUGGCACUCGUAAGCGUUUGUUUUCUGCGACUUGGCUUGGGGUGGCCCUCGGUUUUGUUGCUUGGACGGUCACUGGUGUUGCUUCUCCAAUUGGUGCAUCACGUCUUGGGAGUGUUGAAAUUGUUCGGAUGGAUUCUAGUUGUACUGGCAACACUGGGUUUUUUGACUGA
Messenger RNA from Puccinia graminis f. sp. tritici CRL 75-36-700-3, 387 nucleotides. RefSeq lists its product as uncharacterized. The record is from RefSeq and is a predicted model, not a curated record. Bases 1 to 387 code for a protein of 128 amino acids. The transcript is spliced from 2 exons. NCBI's taxonomy places the organism in Eukaryota, Fungi, Basidiomycota, Pucciniomycetes, Pucciniales, Pucciniaceae.